Molecule: messenger RNA, 3975 nt
Organism: Polyodon spathula (Mississippi paddlefish)
Lineage: Eukaryota; Metazoa; Chordata; Actinopteri; Acipenseriformes; Polyodontidae
Product: chordin-like protein 1
Exons: 12
Coding region: 437-1831 (464 amino acids)
Molecular function (GO): protein binding
Source: RefSeq, a predicted model, not a curated record
AGCAGUUUUGGGGGUCUUAUGGGAGGAAUAUUUGUUCUUGUUAAUUUUGCUGGCCAGUACUGUAUUCACAUCUGAAGUAGUUUGGUCACACUUUGUUCGCUCGCAAUCAGGUGUCCUCGCCUCUCGCAUCUAACCAAGUCAAACACAUUUGCUGGAGGAAAGAUCUGAGUACCUCUAUGUUUUGAAUUAGUUUAACAAGUUUACAUGUUUUUAUUCCUUGGUGAGAAUUUACAAAACGACUGGCACACGCACGCCAACAUAUUUUAGUUAAAAAAAUAUCCUAUCCUAUCAAAAAAUAUAGCCUGUAUACGUACGAGUUUUCAACCAAGUGCAGAUCAGGUGGGAGUUUUGCCUGUGGGUUCUCAGAGGAAAUAAUCCAGUAGAAACGGAGGAUUCGGGAUUUUGGGGAACAGGUUUGGAUCCUGCAGCUCUUGAAAUGUUGCAAGCAGCGGUCAGUAUGGCAGGGGUGUGCAGACUGGAUGAUUUCAGUGCACUCCUCAUCUGGGUGCUGCUGCUCGCUGUCACUGAAGGAGGUGGAUCAGAAUCGCUGAAACAGUCGGACACACUCUGUGUGUUUCAGGACAAGAAGUACCGAGCAGGAGAGAGGUGGCACCCAUUCCUGGAGCCCUAUGGAUUUGUGUAUUGUAUUAACUGUGUCUGCAGCGAGAGUGGCAAUGUGAUGUGUAAUCGAGUGAAGUGCCCGAUCAGCCAGUGUGCCAGUCCUGUACCAGUCUCCCAGCAGUGCUGCCCUCGAUGCCCAGAAGAGUCCCCCUCUCCCUUGGUCUCGAAGGUCAACGGAAAGGCCUGCAGCUAUAACGGAGUUGUCUACCAGCACGGGGAGAUGUUUGCAGCUGAAGGGCUGUUUCUCAACAGGCUGGCCGAUCAGUGUGCCCAGUGCAGCUGCUCGGAAGGGAACGUGUACUGCGGGCUCCGGACCUGUCCCAAGCUGACCUGCUCCAUCCCAGUGUCUGUCCCUGACACCUGCUGCCAGGUGUGCAAAGGAGACGGGGAUUCUUCAUGGGACCAGGGUGAUGGGGAACCCUUCCGACAGCCCUCCAACAGAGAAGCUAGGCACUCCUAUCACCGCACGCAGCCCGAGACCCUGUCUGCCUCUGGGAGGCCUCUGUUCAAUGUGCCCCACCUGGCGAGCUCCAGGACUCACCGCGGCAUGCUGUCAGACCACCAGCAGUCGUCCGGGACCAUUGUGCAGAUUGUCAUCAACAACAAGCACAAGCAUGGGCGAGUGUGUGUGUCGAAUGGAAAGACGUACUCGCACGGAGAAUCCUGGCACCCAAACCUGCGCCCCUUUGGAGUCAUGGAGUGUGUGCUGUGCACCUGCAACCUCACCAAACAGGAGUGCAAGAAAAUCCACUGUCCCGACAGGUACCCCUGCAAAUACCCACAGAAGAUAGAUGGAAAGUGCUGCAAGAUUUGUCCAGCUGCAGAGAUGGCACUGCAGAGAGACAACAGUAAGGAGUAUUUCUGUGGUGAAGAGACUUUGCCUGUGUAUGAGUCAGUGUUUGUUGGUGAGGAGGAGACCAUCAGGAGAAUUGCACUGGAAACAGAGACCCCUCCUGAGGCUGAGCUGCACAUAUGGACUAUAGGAAAAGGUGUUUUGCGUAACUUCCGAAUUGAGAAAAUGUCAAGGAAAGACUUUCACCGACUGAGGGACUUCAAACCACUGACAAAGACCACUCAAAGUCGGUGGGGGAUUUUCCGUGAAGGAGAGACGCAGAUCAGCCAGCUGUGUUCCAGCAGGUCCUGCAGGACGGAGCUAGAGGAUCUGGUCAAGGUUCUGUACCUGGACAAGCCAGUGAAAGGGCUCUGCUGAGGAGGGGCGCUGCCCGAGCCAGAGGGAAGAGGACUCGUUCCACUGCACUCUCCAACUCUGGGACUGCAGCGCAGCGAGUUCUGUAUUUUAAAUGGCCAGAAACCAAACUGUCCUUCAGAACCCCUUUCUUAGGAGUCUCGUUAUUAAUAAAGAGAAUGUAUAAGAAUGUAUUGGAUAACAGAAUUGAGCUAAGCAUGGCAAGGUGUUAGUAAUACCCAGCAGGGAGUUAUCACUUGCUAUGGACUUCUAGUUCAGUGGUGGCUUUUAUAAGUAAAAUAUGAGAACAAAGUUUUGUUUUUCUUCUGUUUUAUUUUGUAAUAUUUCACUUUUGUUAUUUUGGUUUUAUGAUUCUUAAUCACAGACUGGCUAUUAUGAUAAGGAUUGGUUUUAACAGACCAUUGACAUAUAAGUAGUGCGCUUCUUUUUAUUUUUUUCAGGGGAGCACAAAAUACUAUAAUGCAGCACAAACCUUUUACAGUACCAUGCCUAAUCUGAGUCGACUCUCUUUCCCCAUUGAAACAUCAUUGAGACCUAUUCGUUGUGCAAGAGAUUUGCAGUAAAGGUAGUAUUGCUGCCUCAUUUGAUAAUAUCAAGGUCAUAUAUGUGUCCUUAUUGGAAAAUAAGAAUUGUAGGGAAAUGAAAACAGUAUUGGAUUUGUAAUACUGAACUUACAAACAUUUUAAAGGUUACAUUUUUAAAUUGUAGGAAUAUUUUCAAUCCAUCAUGUGCUUUUCUAUUGUUUACCUGGCUUAUCUGCCUGUUCUCAUGUUAGGUGGUGAAACUAGACAGUUAACAGGUAUCACAAUGUGCUCCUCAAAAAAAAAAAAAAAAACACAGAAAACAAAAAAAACCUGCAUAUUAUAAAGAAUAUCUCACUAUACCGUUGAGUGCAGGUUUUUAUCAGUGGUGUCGCUUAGACUAUGACUUAGCGGAAUGAUAUAUUUUAUAGGUGUUUCCAAUUUUCUCUCCAACCUCUGUAAGUAAGUUGUGAUUAGAACAUCUUCUGAACUUCUAUGAAACUCCUUACAACCUCACACACGGAGCAUCAAAAAGCAAUACAUGAGUGUGACAUUAUCAACACUCUCGUCCAAGGUCUCCUUGUGAAACACUGAUAAACCUGGCAGCAUUCUGUAUGGAGCUAAGGAGAGCUUCAGCAGAGUACCUGUGGGAAGUCUAAUCAAGACAUGCAUGUCCUGCCGUGUGGUUGCCCAAACUGGUACAGGAUGGGGCAGGUAUGGUAUUGCCCAUGUAACCCUUGCUUCCUCAUGUAUCUUGAAAAGAUAUCCACCCCCUCUUCCAAUACAUACAAAUGAUUUUAAUGAGCAGACGGUUUCUCCAUGUUAUGCAGAUGGGUUAUCUGUUCAUUAUAGAACAAGUAAUCCAUUUCAAAUCUGUGCAGGUGUCUCCCUUUUUUAGUUAUGUUGAUGCUGUUUUGGUGCUGUGUGAUUUGGCACUGUUCCGUAACAAAGUACUUGUAAACAGGAAUAUAAUCCUCUUAUGUAUGAAAGGGCCCUGUGGUUUUUGAAAACAACACGAUAAACCCUUACCUACACAUCCGUCUCAAUUCGCUGUAGGUCUGUACUCUUAGAAAGAUGUACUGCAAGCAGAGAGAGCAAUAGAGGCCACAGAAAACCUUAACAUGUUUCUGCAUCAAAAGGACUGAAAAGGCAACAGUAUUGAGAAGGCAAUGUCCAAAGGAAUUCAAUAGCAGCCCUGCUUUGUGUUGGAAUCAAGUCUUUUAUUUUCACAUGUGCUCUAUGGGGUCCCCCUCAGUCGAAUCAGAUGAAAGAUAAUUAUGAUUGCAAUCAAGUGCCUUUUGAAAGCUAAGAGCAGUUGCUGGAAUCUAACCAGCAUGGUAUCCAGUAUUCUCUUGGGUCAGACAGACGCAUUUAGGUCUUUAGAAAGGAACUGAAGGCAUUUUGGCUAUGUAUUUAUUUGUAUUAUAGAUAACUUUGGCAGCAUACAAUGGUUAUAGUUUUGCGUUGUAUGCAUUUGUAAUCACAGAAAUAUAAGGAUAUGUGUAAGUGGAUGUAUGUAAAGGUUUUUUUUUUACUUUGUUUCUUACUGAAUCAAUAUACUGUACUAUGCUUUCAAGGAUUCUUGUUCAUAGUAAUGUACCAGUAUUGAUGCGUAUAUUGUGCUUU